AUGAAGUCAUCCCCGUGCAUCCGUUCUCGAGAACCCAACGAGAACGACAACUCCAGCUAUAAAUCUCUUUGUACUGCCUUCGAUAACCGGCUUCGUUUAUUUAUGAACACGGAAUUAUUUCCUGUGAACAACGAACGCGAACAAGAUCACAUUCCGGCUGCACAGAAUGGAAUGCAGAGCCAGUUUGGGGCACCUUUGAGGCUCGGAGGCAAUGCUGACGCAAGGGUACUCACACUCACGGUUGUCACUUCCCACACAGAUAAUCUUGCCGAUGCCCCAAAUGCAGCUCUUGGGACACCUUCGUCGUCGGUGACGGCCCCUCUUGCAACGUGUGCGCACACCGUUGCCGUCGAUUCCCCACGUCCACGACGCGGUCGACCUCCUGGAUCCGGGUACAAACAAAAGCGAGCGGCUGCACUAGCGUUAGAGGGAGUAGCGCCGCCUGCAAAACGUCCACGAGGAAGGCCAAAAAAACAGAAGUUGGCAUCUCCUGCAGUGUCGAUCGAAUUCAGGACAUCGACAAAUCCUGGUACUAGCAGGAUAACACCUCCAGCUUUGCUUGCCCCACCUUAUUCCUUUGUUCCACCAUCCCGCAGUUCAAAUCAUAGUCCCAGACCCAGUGUACCGCCUCAACUGCACAGCGGCCAGUUGGUUGCAUCCAAUCCCUGCACCACACGUCCGCCACCAUCUACCCACACAACGCCUCCACAUGAUACAAUUAUUGGUAGUGAAGAUCCACAGCGCGAAAUUGUGCCGCUGGAUGAUGACGAUGCAUCUGGAGAUGGUGUUGGUGUCGAAGAUGAUUUGGAUGACGAUGAAGAUUGCCCUUCACCUUUGUCUUCUGGAGCUCCCAUGGUAAAGCCGUUACCCGAGUGGCUGAUGGAGCAAUUUCGACAACAUCUCAAAGAGUCGCGGCAACGCGACGCAAAUGGUCUGCCUCCAUUAUAUGCCAAUCAACACACAUUUUGGUUUCCGACAAAAUCGAAUGGUAUGGGAACAAAGCAAUUUUCCGACGGUUUGCGUACACAGCAUCUGCUUCGACAUGACCUGCUCAAUCUGCAGUAUCUGACACACCUUUGCGAACGAAGAAACACAUUGGAUGGCACCUGGAAUAACAGAAAAUUUGAAUCCUUUCUGCCCUUCAAUGACACAAGCCCAAGAGGACGUCAUGGAUAUAUUCCUAGUGCCCAAUGGAUUCGAGAUAUGUAUGACUCGUUUAUUGAAAAGCACGGCCACGAUUUCAACCAGCACACGGCGAUGUUGACGGGUGAGAUAUGUGCUAUUGACCAUAGCCACAAAAUUACAAAACACUUAGCCCGUGUCGAAGGUGAACAGGUUUUCACUGGCCUUCUUACGGUAACCAAUGAAAAAGGCGAAAUAAGGACGUGCAAUCUUGUUGCAACCAAAGCGCAAUCACAAUCUGAAUUGCCUUUGAAAGCCAUGGCAAAGUCUCUUGAUCUUUACGGUCACUCCCAGCCUCAACUUUUCUUCACCGAUAAUAUCACCGAUAAGGCAUUCUUGGAGCGGUGCUUCCCUUCUCUUCGAGCCGGUGUAGUGCCAGUUGAAAAGUAUGCAGAUUUGGAGCCCUUUGAACUUUCUCCGCAGGUCAAGCUUCUUCCCAAGGAUUCACCACACUCAAUCAAUGAUGCUGCACGAUCUAUUCUCGAUGAUGUUCCCCAGGAUCAGGGAUAUAUUGCUGUUGGUUUUGAUUCUGAAUGGAAUGUAGAGCUUUCGUCUCGUGGUCACGUGACCCAUCGUGGCAAGACAGCGAUUAUACAAAUUGCUUAUCAGGAUUGCAUAUAUGUGCUUCAGAUUAGUGAAAUGCUUGCAAAGGGGGACCUGCCACAUCAACUAAAGCUGUUACUCGCUCAUCCACGAAUUUUGAAAGUGGGUCGGAUGAUCAAAUCUGACCUCUCUUAUCUCCAAAAAGCCUCUAACUCGUCGUAUGACUUUGUCGGGGGAGUUGAUCUUGGAAAACUUGCCAAAGAUCGCCUUUUAAUAUCAAAUAUUUCAAAAACAAGUCUGGCAGAUCUGUGUGCACGGAUUUUGCAUAAACGUCUCGACAAAAAUGUACCAGAACGAAUCAGUAACUUGUGGGAGAAUAUUGUUUUGUCCCCCGAGCAGUUAAGCUAUGCUGCAAAAGAUGCAUACGCUUCGCUCUGCCUCUACAAAGAAAUGCAAAACAUCAAAGUGCCAUCUCUACUCCCAUCAUUGGUGGAACCUUGCAUGCCGGUCAUUCUCUUCAGCAACGAUAACACUACAAUCAUUGCAGAAGGUCAAAUAUCACGUCACGCCCGAAGCCAAACAUAUGAUGGAAUCAAAGUUUCUGCACGGAGAACAGUUAUUGAUGUUCUCAAAGUUCUUGUUCCGGGUGCGAUUAUUCCACAGCAUCGUCGGCAAACUCUGAAAUCGUUUGGCCAAACACCGUUUUCGAUAGUCUGCUUACAGAGCCAUCUUCGACUUUAUGAUCCUGCCGCCUCAUCAACAAGGACAAUCAAAUUUUGUGAAUCUGCCAGCUCCGAGCCUGAAACCGAAACCCCCUAUGAAUCUGCAAGCAUUUUUCAGGAUGCUGAUUCCGAAUGUGACUUUGCUGCACCCAAUGAUUCAGAGCCUUCUUGCUCGGUUGGGGAUCUCUUAUCUGAUGACCUCUCUGAAGGAUGUUCUACUGAUUCUGUGCAAGGCUUUGAGGUUGAUCCUGAAAGUGUGUUAUUCUGCAAGGAGUACUUGGGAAAAGAUCCAGAUCAGUGGGAUUAUACACUGCACAGUCGUGUCAUCAAGGACGUGUGGCAUGUUUUCCACAUGUUCUACAUUCCCGCCACUCAUGGGCUCCGAAAGCAGUUUACUCGUGAUCUGCGCGAUGCAAUCUUUAUUCCUGAUAAAGAUGACAAGGAUCGUAUUGACGCAAUUGGUGCAACGUGGUCUCCACCUCAAACAUAUGAGCAGCUACGAAAUUCACGCUCAGAAUGGCACCAUAUUCCAUCACCACAUAUUGUCUAUGAAUAUCUUGCCAAAGUCUUUCGCACAUAUGGUCCCUUGAGGGAUCCCAAAACCAAAAAGCCCCUGUUUUCAGUGGAAGGCUGGAAAACUGCCAAACAUAUUCUUGAACUUGCUAUAGGAGGAUAUUUAUCUGAUCCUCCUGGAAUUCCUUUGUAUACACGAAUUGGGACCGACAAAUCAACAGGCCUUCCCAUAUACAGAUGUGCCCGUGGUACAAAUACAACUGAAGGCGGUGUUCAUACCCAUAUACGGUCCCGCUUGCCAAAGUUUGGCACGUCUUUCCGACAUAUGCAGGCUUGUCUUAAGGACUUUGUUCUUCGGCACAAUCUCCAGACGGGUACAUACAACUCUACUGGCCAACCAUAUCGAAGUCAUUUCUCGAUAUGGAUCAUAAACAAACUCCAGGAACUUACAAUUUCACUCGACAAUAUACUCAUCAACCCAGUCCAAAUUGAUGGCUGGGUCAAUGGCAACCUCUAUUCGCCAACGACUGAAGUUCUUGGGAUUCUGCCUAUUCCAGAAAGCAUUCGAACGGCCACAGGCAUGCUUCCAUAUAAUUCAAAUACUGUUAUUCCUAAUCAGCCACAAAUGCAUCAGUAUCUUGCCAAUAUUCAGGGCACUCGAAAGCCUGUGCUACCUGUUCAUACAGCAACGGAAAAGAAGCUCUUCCAUGAUCUGAUCAAAAGUCACGCUGCCUUUAGUCCGGUGUCUGGAGAGCCACAAUGGCGAGAUGCAGUUCCAGUAUGGAAUGCAAAGGCUGACAUAACAAAUGAUGUCUCUUACAAGCUUGUUGAGCAAUUGAGCGCAUAUUAUAAUAAAUGGAAAACACUUUCACACAUCCACGAAACUCUGUCUCUUACUGCAGAUAUCCGUGGACCACUCUCAAUCAUCAUUCACGACCCAUCACGUUCACGAAAAGCACCUGUUGUACCUUUCAAACCGUGCCCACAACCUCUCACUGCUUGCGAAGGCUUGCUAGAAACCAAUGAUAAUGGAAAUCGCAUGUUGGCACCGUUGCCCAUUACAACAAAUGCCAUGCAUGUUGACUCGGAUUUACCAAGUCAACAGCUUUCUCGCGAUGACAUGGCAAGCCGGGACAUUGAAUUUUGGCGCGAAACAGAUGUUAUUUCAGCUCCUCAACAACUCGAACAUCAGCAAAUGUGCCCUACCUCGCCUAGAAGCCAUCAAUUACAGAACAAAAUCAUUAUGGAGAAGCUUGCGCGUCAACGAGUGGUUGAAUCACUCCAGAAAACAAAGCCAAUCAAAAAGCCACGAAAACGGCGGACGUGCCGCAAAUGUGGCCAAAGAGACUGCUCCGGAAGCAGCAACGUUAACCUGUGUCGCAACCGCUGUCAAGAUUGCGGCCAAUACAAUAGCUGCAAAGGCAGAAAUACAAAGAGACCCACGAAGAAGUGUUAUGAGGGAUGGAAUUAA
Messenger RNA from Psilocybe cubensis, 4431 nucleotides. RefSeq lists its product as uncharacterized. The transcript has 9 exons. Lineage: Eukaryota; Fungi; Basidiomycota; Agaricomycetes; Agaricales; Agrocybaceae. Gene Ontology annotation, molecular function: 3'-5' exonuclease activity; nucleic acid binding. The record is from RefSeq and is a predicted model, not a curated record. The coding region runs from base 1 to 4431 and encodes 1476 amino acids. Gene Ontology annotation, biological process: nucleobase-containing compound metabolic process.